This is a messenger RNA of Cicer arietinum (chickpea), 1861 nucleotides long. RefSeq names its product WAT1-related protein At3g02690, chloroplastic. The record is from RefSeq and is a predicted model, not a curated record. NCBI's taxonomy places the organism in Eukaryota, Viridiplantae, Streptophyta, Magnoliopsida, Fabales, Fabaceae. Gene Ontology annotation, cellular component: membrane; chloroplast.
AUGUGUUUUUCUGGCCCUCCUUUUUUCUUAAAUAAAUAAAUCUUUAUUUUUUAUUCUAUUGACACGUGUCGUGACUGUAUGACGUCUCGUUGAGAUUUAGCUGAAUCAGCAGGUGCAAUUAAGCACUUGGCAGUUAUAACCACCACAAUUUUCUUUCCGGUAUCACAAGCUACUCACAUCCGUCGUGGCUAUGGCGUCGUCGUUGUGGUGCUCUUCUCCUUUCACCACCACCACCACCACCACCACUAUCCACCGCUACUCUUUCAUAUCUCACACUCCUCAAUUUCUCAACCAACUCCCAUCUUCUUCUCGCUUUUCCACUACUCCAUCUUCCCUUCGAUUUAGGGUUCCAUGCUCCAACAACAAAACCACCCUAAAAAACGGAAAACCACCCGAAUCCACCGAGCUUGAGCUGCUAGAUUGCGUCGGAACAGGACAAGACGUGGAGUGCGUCCUAAACACAGAACAAGAAGAUGGAAACGCAAAGAAAAUAGAUGAACCAUCAUCGAAGACACUGUGCCUAGCCGAAGGGUUAUGGGAAGGUGCUGUGUUAAUAUCGCCGUUCUUCUUCUGGGGAACCGCCAUGGUAGCGAUGAAAGAAGUGCUUCCGAAAUACGGUCCUUUUUUCGUUUCAUCUUUUCGUCUCAUUCCCGCUGGGUUUCUACUCGUUGCUUUUGCUUCUUCGAGAGGAAGGCCUUUCCCGUCUGGGUUGAAUGCUUGGCUUUCCAUCUCUCUCUUCGCUCUUGUAGAUGCUGCUUGUUUUCAGGGUUUUCUCGCUGAAGGGUUGCAGAAGACUUCAGCUGGUUUGGGCAGUGUUAUUAUUGAUUCACAACCUUUGACAGUGGCCGUACUUGCAGCUUUGUUAUUUGGUGAGUCCAUUGGAAUUGUUGGAGCUGCUGGGCUUGUACUUGGUGUUGUAGGACUUGUGUUACUCGAGUUACCUGCCCUAUCAUUUGAUAGAAGCAACUUCUCACUGUGGGGAAGUGGGGAGUGGUGGAUGCUUCUUGCAGCUCAGAGCAUGGCAGUUGGCACUGUUAUGGUUCGGUGGGUCUCCAAGUACUCUGAUCCUAUCAUGGCAACUGGAUGGCAUAUGGUUAUUGGCGGUCUCCCCCUGGUGGCAUUUGCUAUUCUUAACAAUGAUCCUGCUGUAAGUGGGAGUCUUAAAGAGUACAGUUCAAGUGAUAUAUUGGCACUUCUUUACACGUCCAUUUUUGGAAGCGCUGUUAGCUAUGGUGUUUUCUUCUACAGUGCAACUAGAGGUAGCUUGACCAAGCUCAGUUCACUUACAUUUCUAACCCCAAUGUUUGCUUCAAUUUUCGGGUUUCUGUAUCUUGGUGAGACCUUCUCACCUGUACAGCUUGUUGGAGCCAUUGUUACUGUAGCUGCAAUAUAUAUGGUUAACUUCAGAAACACUUCAACGGAAUGAAUUAUAUAGUCAGUUUUCUACUGGUUCUUUCAACCUAACCCAACAAAAAACUUGCCACGAACUCAAAUUGGGAAUGCUAGUGAUUUUUGACAUGGAGCAGAGAAGUUUGAGUGAUAUGUGAUCUUGAGCACUUCCUAUCCUGGUUUAUAGUGUAAAUACAAUUUCAAUUAGUUGUUACUUUAGGCUUCGAGUCUCUUUCUCGACAAUAUAUAGUAGAAGAUUGUAAGUUACCAGAGUUGAACACAAGGCAAAUAUUGUUUCCAUAGAAAUUUUCUUCUUUGUAUUAGAUGACUUUACCCUACCAAAUAAAAAAGAUGUCUUUACUGUUACACUAGGACAGGACUGAAUAAGAAUGUAUAGAUUAUGACUUGUUUAUGGCAAGUUUUGUAUAUGGUGAAUUGUUGAUCACACGAAUGAAAUAUACAUUUCGGGCUA